Molecule: messenger RNA, 1306 nt
Organism: Babesia bovis T2Bo
Lineage: Eukaryota; Apicomplexa; Aconoidasida; Piroplasmida; Babesiidae
Exons: 1
Coding region: 36-1271 (411 amino acids)
Source: RefSeq, a predicted model, not a curated record
UUAAUUUAUACUAUUUUAAUUUCACACUUACUUAUAUGAUGGUAGUUAGCCUACGUUGUAAUCUAGUUUUUACUUGUCUAUUGAUCAUAUUUAUAGAAACAUUAGAUAGCCGAUUAUUUGACGUUGAAUAUGCUGAACUAUAUCACGAUAUACAUGCAGUAGGUUCAUUUCGUGAUGGUGGUGUAUACUAUCUGUUCCAUGCAACUUCGGAUAAAGCCCGUUUAAUUAUGUAUGGCCAAACUUUCCUUUAUUCAUCGUUUUCUUAUGGAAAUACAAUAAAUGAUAUCUAUGUGGAGAAGUUCCGUCGUUCUGACGAAGAGAUAAUUGGCAUAACUAUUUGUAGCCAAUUUUCAUUCAAUCGUUUUGUUAAAAUGUAUUUCUGUUUAUUAGAUGGCAAUUGGUUUCCUACUACUUCUGAAGAUAAGAAUUCAUUUGUUGGUGGCCCUUUGAAUUUACAGAUGGAUAUGGAAAGAUGGGAGGUACACCCAAUAAUAGACGCUAGGAUUAUCAUGAGAGGUAAUGCUGCUAUACUCUACUAUAUAGGGAACGAGCAGCCAGACAAUCGUGAAUCUACUAGGAGUCAACUAUGGGCGGAUGAUGGAAAUUUCUUGAUAUCACCAAUAUAUAAUUUUGAAAAAAUAUCUCGAUUAUCUGGUGACCUGCCCUCCUCCUUAAUUGCACCUAUUACAAGUUUUUAUCAAAAUCUGAACGAGAAUACUAUGACAAUUACUCUGGAUAAAACAGGAAAUCGUGAAUACGUACUUAAGGUUGUACAUGCCAAUACGAAAUGUGGGCAAAGUAGAAAUAUAAUCACCGAUUUACCGAAAAUCGGUGUGAAUGCUCCAAACCUGGUUGCUAACAGAUCGCAAAAUAUAGUUAUUGAUAUAGCAGAAGCAUAUUUUCAACCGUCAAAUAUGGUGAUAUUUUGCAGAUUUAAGAGAGGUGGCUGGACAUAUUACCAACAUAGCAUAUUACCAAUACAUGAAGUCAACGACAUGGAUAUAAAAGUCAUCGAUUCAGAUACUCACACUGUUAUAUACCACAAUACGGAUGACGAAUUCAUUACAUAUAUUGAAGUAUUUUUCCAUAGAAGGACUAAAAUGCGGUACGUGGUAGUAAACAUCAAGCGUCUUGUCGAACCUGGUAUCGAUACAUUGAACAUUUAUGAAUUUAAGAGUGGCACUACACAGCAAUAUGUAAAAGUGGAGCCAACAAAUGUUCGUUACGUUCAAGAAAUUCUAUGCACCAUAUACAAUGACUCGCGUGCCUAGCACUUGCGGUCUAGAUAGCGUUUCUUAAAGAUUUU